Messenger RNA from Aethalodelphis obliquidens (Pacific white-sided dolphin), 782 nucleotides. RefSeq names its product cryptic, EGF-CFC family member 1 (gene CFC1). The annotation marks the transcript as partial. Gene Ontology annotation, biological process: heart development; nodal signaling pathway; determination of left/right symmetry. NCBI's taxonomy places the organism in Eukaryota, Metazoa, Chordata, Mammalia, Artiodactyla, Delphinidae. Gene Ontology annotation, molecular function: activin receptor binding; nodal binding. Gene Ontology annotation, cellular component: extracellular region; cell surface. The transcript is spliced from 5 exons. The record is from RefSeq and is a predicted model, not a curated record.
UUCUUUAAAUAUUCUAGGCUUCUGUUUAUGAUCAGUUUGGCAUUACAGAUCAUCCACGUGGGAAACAGCUAUCAAAGAGAGAAAUAUAAAGGUAGUAGAGAAGGAAUCAACAGUGCUACAGCUCAGAAGCUCCAGCAGAAAACACUCGAUUGGACCUGGAAUAAUUUUAGGGAGGAGAACGACAGCGCGGAGGGCUGGAGGCCGCAGGGUUCAUUGCCCUACUCGCGGACUUUCCGAGAGCGUGCGCCCCCGCGGCCGCGCUGCUGCCGGAACGGCGGCACCUGCGUACUGGGCAGCUUCUGCGUGUGCCCCGCUCACUUCACCGGCCGCUACUGCGAGCACGACCAGAGGCACAGCGAAUGCGGCGCGCUGGGGCACGGAGCCUGGACCUUCCGCGGCUGCCGCCUCUGCAGGUGUGUCUUUGCGGCCCUGCACUGCCUCCCGCUACAGACACCCGGCCGCUGUGACCUGAAAGACUUUCUCGCCUCACACUCUAAUGGACCAAGAACGCAGCUCACGGGGAAUGUUCUCCUCCUCCUGCCCUGCUUCCUCCUGAAAUCCGUCCUCAGCGAAGGGGGAGGCCGCUGACGGGACCGCAGUUCCACCCGGCGGAACCCGAACCGCGCCUGGCCUCCCAGCGUGGCCGAGCGAGGCGGCGCUGCGUGGGGAAGCCGGGCUCGCUUGUCCUCUUGUAUUGUCUAUAUUGUAGGUAAUAGAUUGGUUUCAUUUCUUAUCAAGUGGAGCAUUAGAUGCAUAUUUGUAUUGUUUAAUAAACAUUUGCA